Arabis nemorensis is the source of this 279-nucleotide messenger RNA. Lineage: Eukaryota; Viridiplantae; Streptophyta; Magnoliopsida; Brassicales; Brassicaceae. The record is from the annotation of a GenBank genome assembly.
AUGAUGAGAAGAGGAGGAAAAUCCAUGAAGCAUACCCAAUGGCUGAGUCCGGUUGAUGAUGUGCGCAUUGUCAACGAAGCAUACAAGCUCACAUCCGAGGUAGAAUUCCCUGCUCUUAGUCUUCGCCAUCCCGAAAACAUCAUGGAAAACAACAUUCCUUGGCCAAAUCUUUAUGAUGUUCCAAGCCCGAAGGAAGUCUACGAGAGAUUCUCUCCUAUGGCGACUUUCGAAAAGAUGUUUAAGAAAAUGCUCCAGGAAGAGAGACUGAAAACGGUUUGA